UGAAAUAAAAGAUAUUCUGGAAUGAUUUUAAACGAGUGUCUCAGCUCUUUUUUCAGUGUUUUUAAUGCUGUUGUAGCUGCAUUCUGGUUUUAUUUUUAUUUUGUUUAUUUUGUUUCCCAGGAGGUGCUAGCAAGUGGUUUCCAUCACAGGUGUGAAGAAUGUAGCCUUCAACUGAUGGGGAGGAGUAGAGUGAUUAAAAAGUUCUCUUUAUUAUAAUUAACUUGGCCGAUUGCUAAGUUUGUAGUCCAGCGUGGAUCCAGAGAGCCAAAUAAUCAAUAAUCAACAAUUAUAAAAUCAAAUAAUAAUUUAAUUUACUUUAAAGGCCUAAUUGAUUUGGGAUGGGCAUUUCCUCUCUCACAUUGUCUUACAAAUGUAACUGGCCUCCAAUCACUAUAAUAAGUCACCAUUUAUUGACUAAUUAACUAUUAUUAAUAGUUAAUUAAUAAUUAACUAUUAAUAAUUAACUAUUACUUACCGAGAUAGUAAGUCAUUAUUUUGAGUUAUGAGUUUUUAAACUCAAUGGCGGAAGUAAAAAUAAAUAAAAACUGUUUCCCCUUUGAAGACUUUCAAAGUAAAAGACCCGCGCAUCGCGCCAGCUGAUCGGCUCUUCCGGUCUGCCCGGUUGCUAAGCAGCUCUCUCGGCGUCGCACAGGUCGCCUCGUUGGCAGCAGCUCCUCCGGCGUUCAGCGGCCAGCGGCUCGUUUCCUACAAACUCAUCAUCGACCGCGUUUAACCCGGAAAUGGGUCCGCGCCGGUACCGGGGGAAGCGCGGCGGGGGGGGCCACGGGCAACGGGACACCCCGGUGAAAGCCCCGCUGGGCACGCGAGUCAGUAAGAGACGGACACACGCGCACGCACACUUUACAUGUACAGGUGACGACGUAAAAUACACUAAAAGACUAAAACUAGAUUUACAUUUAGUUCACCAACCAAACAAUACAGGAACCAAAGAAACAUCCGUGCUGUGUGACCUGCUUUCAGGGAGCAGGAGACUUGUGCACCAGCAGCGUUAUGAAACACUUCCAGAGGAGCCCGAGAUGGAGGAGAUGGACCUUCCAGAGGUUGCGAGCAUCAAGCUCGUCCCCUCCAGGUCGAUUCGGCAGAAGCUCGAAGACGAAGCCCUCAGAGCUCCUCAAACAUCCGCACAGCCAGACUCACCUGCAGGUCUCCAGAGGACCCCCGAGGCCUCUGAACCGGGUCACAUGACCCCGCCAAACCCGACAGUGACUCUGGGAAGCAUCACAUCGUCUGGGACGGAGUCGGACCCAACGGUCAGCUGUGAUGAGGAGGAGGAGGAGGAAGAGUUGUCUGUAACCCCCAGCAGCAGUCUUCCCUCCCCAGAGCUCCUGAGAGCAGGCGGCUGUGCAGAAGCGAUGAGGUCCUUUAAGGAGGAGCUGCUGGGUCUCCAUCUUCACGUAAAAAACUCCACCCUGCUGGAUGUGAGCCAUGCUGAGAGCAUCCGCAUGCAUCACUCCCCCAACCUCUCCCACAUCCUCGGAACCUCUACGAUUCAAGCUGAAAAGAACGGUGAGAUCAACAAAAGCAGAGAACCUGAUGCAGAGAGCAACAUACACGCAGACCCAUUUAAAUCAGAGUGGAAAACCCCUCCAAAAGCAGGAGAGUCACCCGUCUGUCCAUCCCGUGAAGACGCCAUGGACGACAUUGGAGACAGAAUUCUGCUCCCUGGGCCCACCAGCAGAAGGCCCAUCAUGUACAAGAAGAAGGUCUCAUUCAAGGUCCCCGUGACGGCUGAGGCCCCCGAGCCAAAACUGAGCGCCCGAGAAGACGCAGAGCGACCGGCGUCCGACGCCACGUUCUUUGACUUCAAGGACGCCGCCGACAGGAACGCCUUCUUUGAGGGGCUGAGGACGAGGUGUGAGGAGCUAAGACGUGCUCCGCUGUUUCCCCUCACGGCCCUCGAAUGGACGGAGGCCCCCAGUAUGUGACACCUGAGGCCAGAAGUCUUGUGUGUAAGGAGUAGGGUUUAUUUCUUUCUUUCCCAUUAUCUACAUGAAAAAAAUAGGAGGUAUUCUAUAAACGAAUGUUCUGUGUGCACCUCAGGGAAAAUGUGAAUUUGUACUUGUAUUUGAAGAGAGUAUUUCAUAGAGAUGAGCCACGCGCUGCUUCUCAACUUGCCCUUAUUUUUUUCCACACGGAGGCUGAAACUGUUGCGGAUGCAUGUCUGGUUUAAUGAAACAGCACACAAGCUUUCUUUUUUUAUUUUAUUAGUAAAAACAAGUGUCUGGUGUAAAACGACCACUAGAUGUCCUUCUUCAGCCAUCUUCUCUCUCUCAGCGCCUGACAGUGAUUGCUUUAGUUUUUUCUCAAUUUUACUGUGAAAAAUAUAUAUGUUGUACGAUGUUGGAUCAGCGUUUGCAUUUACUCUUUCGGCAUAAUCUCCACGUGUCAAUACUUUAAAUGAAUCUAAAUCUAAAUACUCAAUGUGAGAAAGCGGGUUGAACAUUAAUUUCUCUGGUUGUCUUUUUUUUUAAUCAGCUAUGUGCCUUUAAACACUUCUAAAGAUCAUCAAAAAUGUCCCAACUAAAUGAAUGCUGGAGAAAUAAAUAAACAAGAAUUAUUUGAUACCUUU
This is a messenger RNA of Gasterosteus aculeatus aculeatus (three-spined stickleback), 2590 nucleotides long. Lineage: Eukaryota; Metazoa; Chordata; Actinopteri; Perciformes; Gasterosteidae. The record is from RefSeq and is a predicted model, not a curated record.